Molecule: messenger RNA, 1205 nt
Organism: Varanus komodoensis (Komodo dragon)
Lineage: Eukaryota; Metazoa; Chordata; Lepidosauria; Squamata; Varanidae
Exons: 2
Coding region: 98-886 (262 amino acids)
Source: RefSeq, a predicted model, not a curated record
GCUCGUAAGAGCAGAGGCGACAGAGAGAAAAGGACGCACGAGACGACGGAUAAACACAUUGAGAGAUACAGACAGCAAGAAAGCCACCGUAGAGAAGAUGGCUGCUGUCAUUGCUAGUGUGGCCCGACUCCUUCAGCCAGCCCUGGCAAUUUCUGAAGGCGAAUCUGGUUGCCAUGGCCUAGCCCCCUGGUAUCUCCUCUUAGGUCUACGCCUGGUGGCUCUUUUCAUUGCCGAUGGGCCCUGGUCGUCCACCAAGCCUGACCUGGCCUGUAACUGGACCUCAACAACAGUGGAAACCCAGUCUUUCUGCAGAGCACUCUGCUUCAACCAGCAUUUCUCUUCCUCCACAUCCUCCGUGUGGGGCUUUGCUUUUUUGAUUGUCCUGCUUCCAGUGGGAUUGAUGCGACUUAUAAGGGCUGGAGCUACGCGCAAGGGAAGGGCAACCAGGAAAACAGAUGAAGAGUUGACAGAUACCAUGGGAGCAAGUCCCAACAUGGCAAGUGGAAUCAACAUGGCUCCCGGAACACUUCCGUUGCCCAGCAUCGCUGCCUUCAGAAACAACACUCUUCCGUUGGAGUCCAAGUUUCCCUGUUGCACCAGGCAGUUAGUGGCUUUCAAUCUUUGUGUAAUUCUUCUCCUGACAGUAGAGGCCUGCUUCCUCUGGAUUGUAGUAUCACUGCAGAUCCCAUCCGUGUCCGAAAUGAGCUUCUUGUGCCUUCCCAGAGCACAAAGCUGCCCCCAGGCUCUGGAAUGUGUUGUGGCAGGCCAGGCUGACAAGCAGGUAGCACUGUGGGCUUUGGUCUUCACGGCCAUUGUCAACGUGGGUGCCAGCCUGGCCUACCUUUUCCUACAGCUGGGGAAGGUUCCCCAGUGCCGUGGAAGAUGACAGAGAAGGGAGAAAGAGAGCAAGAACCUGGGCAGUGAAAAGGAAGCUGAUCAGUGUAAUGUACCAGCCUUCCCCAACCCUGUGUCCCCCAGAUAUGUGGGACAACAACUCCCAGCGUCCCCAAGCCAACAUAACUGGGAGUUGUAGCGCAACACUUCUAGGGGUCACCAAGCCUAGGAAGUCUGCAAUAUCUCAGAGCUGGCUAUGUCACUCAUAAGUGAUGGAAGAAUAUUUAAGCAGUAUUUUAAAUGUUGAUAUUAUUGAAUUUUAUUUGGCCAGGGCGGCUUGUUUUAUAUUGUAUGUUUUAUAUUAUAUAUUU